AUGGCCAGAGACACUGCCUUGCUGGACGGUGACCACCUGCAGCAGAUCGGCAUCACCGCCACCGGGCACCGCAAAAGGAUCCUGAACUUGGCUCAGCAGACGCGGAUGCUCAGUCAAUCCCGGAGAGGACUCGCAGCUGAAGGCACCCAUUUCCAAGCCACCGAGGUCCUGGAUACCCCCGAGGUGGGCAAGGAUGCCAUGAAAGCAGAGCCAGGAGGGGUUACUGAUGCCUUUGGGAAGCAGCAGCACGUCGCUGUGCCCGUCCAAGCAUUGCCUUUAGAGAAGGACCCUGCUCCUCCCCUUGUGAAGCCGGUUCCCAAGCCGAGGACGGUUUUCCCUCGCUCAAAGCCAGAGCAGGGUUUAGCACCUGCACCACCAGCACGGACCACGGUGCCAGCACAGGGCCCGGGCAGCGACGGGGUGCCUGCAGCCUUUGUGGUGCUGGAGGGGUUUGUGCCAGGGGAGAGCUCCACAGAUUUGGAGAGGCCAGAGCUCAGCAGUCCCAGCUGGCCCGGCGGGGGUCUGCCCCCCAUCCCACAGAGACCCAUCAGCAAGCCAGAGGUCGUCGAGCAGCCCGUCAACCCCUACAGCGAGACGAUCUUUGGGCAUGUAGCCCCAUCCCGGGAGCAGAAGGGUGUUGACAUCUCCUCUGAUCAGAGCUACGAGGCUGUGUCCGAGCUGGACCUGGAGCGAGAAGCGUGCAGGACGAGCAGCGAGUGCAGCAGCGAGGGAAGGAGCGAGGAUGAGGAGACCCGGUCCCGGCUCAUCAAUCGCAUCAUCCAGAAUGACACAGAGGGGUACUCCACAGUGGAGGCACCGCGGGCUGAAGGUGCCCCAUUCAGCCUGCCAUCCCAUCUCUACCCAGACGAGGUCCUGGACGACCUCACCAUCUCCCCUUACGCCAGCUUCACGUCGCUCUCUGAGCCCCGACCCACCAUGCUCAGUGGCUGGCUGGACAAGCUCUCCCCACAGGGGAACUAUGUCUUCCAGAGGCGCUACGUCCGUUUCGAUGGGAAGAACCUGAUGUACUUCAGCAGUGAGAAGGAGCCCUACCCCAAGGGGGUGAUCCCACUGUCUGUGAUCGAGAUGGCUCGCCCCACCAAGGACAACAAGUUCCAGGUAUUCACCAGCCACCGGAUCUUUGUCUUCCGUGCCGAGAACGAGGUCCAGAGGAAUGAGUGGUGCUCCACGCUGCAGAAGAAGGUGAUGGACCAGCGCCUGGUGGGGUCCCGGCCCCGGCCCGCCAACACUGCUCACUGCCAGAAGUCAGGCACCCUGGAGCUGAAGGGCCAGAAGUCCAAGGUGUUCGCAGCCCUGAGCCUGCCUGAGAUGUGGCUGUACAAGAGCGAGCAGUUCUUUAAAAUGGGCAUUGGCAUCUGCUUGAUUGAGAUGCGUGGCUCCACCAUCCGUGAAGCCAAGAACCGCAGCUUCGAACUCAUCACCCCCUUCAAAGUAUUCAGCUUCGUGGCAGAAUCGGAGCGAGAGAAGCGGGAGUGGAUGGAGGCCCUGCAGGAGGCCAUAGCUGAGAUGCUCUACGACUACGAGGUGGCAGAGAAGAUCUGGUCCAACAAAGCCAACAAAUACUGUGCUGACUGCUGGGCUCAGAGUCCCGACUGGGCAUCCAUCAACCUCUGCGUGGUCAUCUGCAAGCAGUGUGCAGGGCAGCACCGCAGUCUGGGCUCCAAUAUUUCCAAGGUGCAAAGUCUGAAGCUUGACACCAGCGUCUGGUCCAAUGAAAUCGUACAGCUCUUCAUCAUGCUGGGAAAUGAUCGAGCCAACCGGUUUUGGGCCGCUCGCCUCCCCACUGCUGAGGCCCUCUACCCAGAUGCCAGCGCCGAGCAGAGACGGGACUUCAUCUCCCGCAAGUACCGAGAAGGACGAUACCGCCUGCCCCAUCCCCAGUAUGCCACUCAGGAGGAUGUGCUCCAGGCACUGUGUGCUGCAGUGACAGGACCAGCCCUGCUUAAGACCAUCCUGCAGUUCUUCUCGUCUUCAGAGGUUGGGCUGGUGGCUGAUCCGGCCACCUGCGAGGUGACCCCAGGGGCCGACCUUUGGUGGGAAUCGAAGAACAAAAGGCCCAGGAACCAUUCAGGGAGCCCUGGUGCACAGGAACCAGGUCUGGAGGGCGUCUACAACGAGAUCACACAGCCAGUGAUGCACAGCGGGUACCUCUACCGGGCCAUGAGCCCCCCCAAGUUCCCAGGUGCCAAGAAGAGCAAAGAGGACUUCCAGCGCACGUGGUGCUCCCUGGAGAGAGCCCUGCUCUUCUUUGAGACGGAGAAAUGCACUGAGCCCCUGGGACACAUUGAGAGUGGGGACCUCAUCUCCCUGGGCGUGAGCAGAGCCCAGGCACUCACCAGUCCCGGCCCCACUGAAAGGUUUCGCUUCACGCUCGAGCUCUUCCUCACUGGGGAAAAAAUGCAGCAACUGGGAACUGACAGACCUGAGACACUGCAAGCCUGGGCCAGCACUAUCGGCAAGUGGUUCACGCCCGUGAGCUGUCACUGUCUGUUGGGCUACGAAUUCCAGCGCGUGGGCCAGCUGCGCUACAAGUGCAUGCUCAACCCCGAGCGGUGGCAGCAGGCCUUCUUCAUCCUGCAGAAAGCCCACCUCUUCAUCUGCCCCUCCGAGGAUGAUGGGGCUGAGGACAGCAUCAACCUCCGGCGGCUGCAGGAGCUCAGUUUGGUUCCCCCCACGGAGACUCCAGAGAAGAAGGAGCUGCUAAUCCUGGUGGAGAUGGGGAGGACAUUUUACCUGCAGGGCUUGUCGCGGGCAGACUCGGCAGCAUGGUACACCGACAUCCAGGCAUCAGCGGGGGGCCGGGGUAACGCGCUACGGGACCAGCAGCUGAGCCGAGGGGACAUUCCCAUCAUCGUGGACAGCUGCAUCGCCUUCAUCACGCAGUACGGGCUGCGGCAUGAGGGGAUUUAUCGCAAGAACGGAGCCAAGUCCCGGAUCAAGGUACUGAUGGAGGAGUUUCGGCGGGAUGCCCGAAACGUCAAGUUGCGCAUCAACGACAACUUCAUCGAGGAUGUCACUGACGUGCUGAAGAGGUUCUUCCGUGAGCUGGAAGACCCCGUCUUCACCCUGGAGCUGCACCCACAUUGGAAGGAGGCUGCAGAAAUCUCCUCGAAGCCCCAGCGCCUGGAGCGGUACAAGGAGCUCAUUCAUCGCCUGCCUCGCCUCAAUCACAAGACCUUGGCUGCACUCAUUGGCCACCUCUACCGGGUGCAGAAAUGUGCAGACCUCAACCAGAUGAGCACCAAGAAUCUGUCACUGCUCUUCGCACCCAGCCUUUUCCAGACUGAUGGCAAAGGGGAGCAUGAGGUCAAGGUGAUGGAAGACCUCAUUGACAACUACGUCAGCAUCUUCAAUAUUGACGAGGACCAGGUAUCCCAGAUGGAUCUGGAGAACAGUCUGAUCACCACCUGGAAGGACACCCAGCUCUCACAGGCAGGAGACCUAAUCAUCGAGGUUUACCUGGAGCAGAAGCUGCCCGACUGCUGCAUCACCCUGAAGGUGUCCCCCACGAUGACGGCAGAGGAGCUCACCAACCAGUUGCGGGAGAUGCGCAACGUGGCAGCCAGCCUGGACAUCUGGCUGACCUUCGAGGCCCUGGAGAACGGGGAGCUGGAACGGCCCCUGCACCCCAAGGAGAAGGUGCUGGAGCAAGCUUUGCAGUGGUGCAAGCUCCCGGAGCCCAGCACCGCAUACCUGCUGGUGAAGAAGGUCCCCAUCGGGGAGGGCAGCUGUCUCUUCACAGGUGUCAAGCGUGAGACCCCCAAGUGCGGGCUGCUGAAAUGCCGUGAGGAGCCUCCCAAACUGCUGGGGAACAAAUUUCAGGAGCGCUACUUCGUCAUCCAGGACCGGAGGCUGUUGCUGCUCAAGGAGAAGAGGAGUGUCAAGCCAGAGCGCGAGUGGCCCCUGGAUGCAGCCAAGGUUUACAUGGGCAUUAGGAAGAAGCUGAAGCCACCAGCCCAGUGGGGUUUCACACUGAUCCUCGAGAAGCAGCAGCUGUACCUGGUGUGCUCAGGGCAGGCUGAGCUGUGGGACUGGACCACCAGCAUCCUCAAGGCUCAGCACGAUGACCUGCGCCCUGUGAUCAUGCGCCGGCGCUCCUCCUCCGACCUCGCCAAGCAGAAGUUCGGCACCAUGCCGCUGGUGCCCCUGCAUGGGGACAGCACCGAUGCCACCAUGCUCUCCGCCAACCAGACCCUGCGCCGCCUGCACACGCGAAGGACUUUGUCCAUGUUCUUUCCCAUGAAGAUGCACCAGGACUCUCUGGAGGAGCAGCAGGAGAAGGAGGCAGACAUCGAUCCUGUCUACGAGGAGGUGGGCAACUUCCCUGAGCUGGCUGCGCUGGAGCUGGGGCAGGGGCUGUUGGAAGACCUGUCGGCCAUGCCCCCCGUGGACAGGUCCAAGAAGCCAGCCUCAUUGCCCAAGCAGCCCGCAACCACAUCACUGCGCUCCUCGCUGCCUGCCAGCCCAGCCCAGAGGGUGGUGGAUCCCUCCAUCACCAAAGCCCUGUCCCUCGAAAGGGGCUUGAACCUGGAGAGUGACAAAACUCCAGCCCAGGGGCUCAGACCCACCAAAACAGCCUCUCUGGAGAGGAAAGUGGAGCCUUCCGUGGUGGUGGACAGGGACUGGGAGCAGACAGUCACACCGGGGAACAGAUCCAGCACAGAGACCUCCCUGGAGAUCCCCAGGAAGAGGAACAUGCAGCCUCCCUCACCCGCCAACAACAAACUCAUCCAGGAGCUCAGCAGUGUCAUCCUCAGGAAGAACGAGGGUCAGUCACCAGGGUCAGGCCAGCCAGUGACAUGA
Cariama cristata (Red-legged seriema) is the source of this 4824-nucleotide messenger RNA. RefSeq names its product ArfGAP with RhoGAP domain, ankyrin repeat and PH domain 3 (gene ARAP3). Bases 1 to 4824 code for a protein of 1607 amino acids. The transcript has 33 exons. Gene Ontology annotation, biological process: signal transduction; positive regulation of GTPase activity. The record is from RefSeq and is a predicted model, not a curated record. Lineage: Eukaryota; Metazoa; Chordata; Aves; Cariamiformes; Cariamidae. Gene Ontology annotation, molecular function: protein binding; GTPase activator activity; phosphatidylinositol-3,4,5-trisphosphate binding.